UUAUGUACCUAUCAUCGAAAUAACACCUACAAACAUAUUUAUCAAUAGGAGAAGGAUUUAUAAAAAAAACGAAGAUUUGAGCUGAGCAAUUCAACGCCAAAUGGAGAAGUAACAGAAUUGUUGAAACAAAUUAUAGCCAAUCAAAAUAAAAUGGACGAAAAAAUAACAGAAAACCAAAGACAGGUUGAAGGCCGCUUGGAUGUGCUGGAUCAUCGCAUUGAUGCUAUGGAAAAGGUUUUGUGUGAAAAUAUGACUAACAGGAACGAGACAAUGGCUCAAAAUCGCCUGAUGCGGGAGUGUAAAAUAAUUUUGGCGAAGGUGCAGCAGUCCGUGGGAAAAAUGACCGGCGACAUCGUUGAUGAAGCAAUAGUGGAAGUUGCUAGCGUACUUCCGCUUUUUACAAUAGAUGCAGCAAUGGAAGUGGAGGAAAAGCUGAAUGAGCAUGAAUACGCCACUGCAAUGAAAACGCACAUACACACACUGAAGGGCGCUUCUGGAGACGUGGAUCCAGUUAUGCGACAAUUAUUUGCGGACGAACUGUUGUAUUUUUACAAUUGGGAUGGCAGAAAGGAAAAAAAGCGUUGUCUAACCUAA
Messenger RNA from Rhagoletis pomonella (apple maggot), 594 nucleotides. RefSeq lists its product as uncharacterized. The transcript has 4 exons. NCBI's taxonomy places the organism in Eukaryota, Metazoa, Arthropoda, Insecta, Diptera, Tephritidae. The coding region runs from base 151 to 594 and encodes 147 amino acids. The record is from RefSeq and is a predicted model, not a curated record.